This is a messenger RNA of Microthlaspi erraticum, 1050 nucleotides long. The record is from the annotation of a GenBank genome assembly. Lineage: Eukaryota; Viridiplantae; Streptophyta; Magnoliopsida; Brassicales; Brassicaceae.
AUGGAUAAGACCACGACACUGCUCUGCUUCUUGUUCUUUUUCACGCUCUUCCUCACAACCUCUUUAUCUAAAGACCUCUGUCACAAAGACGACAAAAAAACUCUCCUCAAGAUCCAGAAAUCCCUUAACAACCCUUACACCAUCAUCUCAUGGGAUCCCAAAGAGGACUGCUGCUCUUGGGUCUCCGUUGAGUGCGGCGACGCCACCGUUAACCGCCGCGUCACCUCCCUAGACAUAUCAGACGAUCCGGCGUCCGGUCAGAUCCCGCCUGAAGUCGGCGACUUACCUUAUCUGCAAACCCUCAUCUUCCGAAAACUCCCUAACCUCACCGGCGAAAUCCAACCCACCAUCGCCAAGCUCAAGUAUCUCCGUUUUCUCUGGCUCAGCUGGAACAGUCUGACCGGGCCGGUUCCAGAGUUUCUGAGUCAGCUCAAGAGUCUCGACUACAUAAACCUUUCCUUCAAUAAACUUUCCGGUUCCAUACCCGCUUCUCUCUCUUUGUUACCUAAACUCGAGUUUCUUGAACUCAGCAGGAACAAGCUUACAGGUCCGAUACCAGAGUCAUUUGGGUCGUUUAAAGGAAAAGUCCCUGACCUUUUCCUAUCACACAACCAGCUCUCCGGUUCGAUACCAAAAUCACUAGGCAAUCUCGACUUUAACCGGAUCGAUUUCUCCCGUAACAAGCUCCAAGGUGAUGCUUCGCUGUUGUUUGGAGCCAAAAAAACGACAUUUUGCAUUGAUUUAUCGAGAAACAUGUUCCAGUUCGAUACCUCCAAGGUCAACAUCUCUAAGACAGUUAAUCGAUUAGACUUGAAUCACAAUGGCAUCACAGGGAGUAUCCCGGUUCAGUGGACCGAACUUAGUCUUCAGUUUUUCAAUGUUAGCUAUAACAGACUCUGUGGACCCAUCCCAAAGGGAGGGGAUCUUCAGAGAUUUGAUUCUUAUGAAUAUCUUCACAACAAGUGUUUGUGUGGUGCUCCUCUUCAGCGCUGUAGUGAAGAUUCAAGCAACCAAGCCUUAUCUCUAAAAUUUAUUACAAGAAUCAAUUAA